This is a messenger RNA of Sinocyclocheilus grahami, 525 nucleotides long. RefSeq names its product chemokine (C motif) ligand 32a, duplicate 1 (gene xcl32a.1). Gene Ontology annotation, molecular function: chemokine activity. The coding region runs from base 40 to 396 and encodes 118 amino acids. The record is from RefSeq and is a predicted model, not a curated record. The transcript is spliced from 3 exons. Gene Ontology annotation, biological process: immune response. Lineage: Eukaryota; Metazoa; Chordata; Actinopteri; Cypriniformes; Cyprinidae. Gene Ontology annotation, cellular component: extracellular region.
UCUUGAGGGUCACAUCACGGGUGACAACCAAGCUAGAAAAUGAAGUCGUAUAUGUUGGGUUUCUAUGCAGUUCUGCUGCUCUGGCUUCUGGUCUCGUCCUCAAUGCAAGAUGAUGUUGUUAAAGGAUCAAGCUGUCUAACUACUAAAGAUACUAAAGUUCCUCAGAAGAAUCUGGUUAGCUACACACUCCAGCACAAAUCCUUGUUCCCUGUGGAAGCUGUGAGGUUUCUUACAAUCAGUGGGAAAGUAAUCUGUUCGAAUCCCUCCUCACCAUGGGCCAUAAAAUCAAUGAAGUACCUGGAUGCAAAGAACAAACCUCAAUCAGUAUCAAACAAAAGAGCUCGGCAUUCUGUGACAUUGGUUUCUGUGAAUACAUCCACCAGAAAUAGAACUUAAAUAUGACAGAAAUAGGACAGAAAGGUUAUCGGCACAGAUUUAAACCCAGAUCCCUUUGGAUGAAAAUUACUGAUUGAACCGUAUUAUUUUGCAUUUUAAAAGGUUUUCUAUUUAUUGCACUUUAUUGUA